Molecule: messenger RNA, 473 nt
Organism: Microbotryum saponariae
Lineage: Eukaryota; Fungi; Basidiomycota; Microbotryomycetes; Microbotryales; Microbotryaceae
Source: the annotation of a GenBank genome assembly
AUGGGACACAUUCACGCGGGCCUCACGCCAAGUCUACGCGGCAUCUCCCGGCGUGGCAAGUCCCGAGUCCCCCACGCCGUCGCGAACUCGGACUCGGCUGCAAUACUAACGAGGUCGUGCCUGACCCCUGACGAAUCGCAUGGCUGCAGACCAGGUACACGAUACGCUGGGGACACGAUCUUGGAAUGCUAGUGCUUAAAGUCACGGAUGACCUUCAGGUACGUCGACAACUCUGCUAGACUUGGCGACCCGAUCGUCGCUCUUCGGUCAGUAUCACUGAACGCGAGUCCGGGCUCGGGAAUCGGCAGUGCAUCAAAUUCAAGACUAGGUCGGGCGCGUUCAUAAAGCGAUUCGAAGCAUUCAACGUUGCCAUGCAAACCAGUAUGCACGGCAGCGAACCUUCGGCUUUGGAUCAAAUUGUCCCCGCGGCCGCCCACCACGCCUCAGCCGGAGUCGACCCGAAAGGUAGGUAG